Messenger RNA from Saprolegnia parasitica CBS 223.65, 1347 nucleotides. RefSeq lists its product as hypothetical. The record is from RefSeq and is a predicted model, not a curated record. Gene Ontology annotation, biological process: L-threonine biosynthetic process. Gene Ontology annotation, molecular function: NADP binding; homoserine dehydrogenase activity. Lineage: Eukaryota; Oomycota; Saprolegniomycetes; Saprolegniales; Saprolegniaceae. The transcript is spliced from 2 exons. Bases 26 to 1306 code for a protein of 426 amino acids.
UUUUCGAAUUGCGCAAUCUUCCAGCAUGAGCGGCCCGCUGCGCAUCGGUAUGUUUGGCUGCGGCACGGUCGGCGGCGGCGUCUUUGAGAUCUUAACCUCGCGCCUCCAGUACCUCCGCAGCGUCGGCGUCGACGCCACGGUCGCCGCCGUCUGCGUCCGCAACACGGCCAACCCGGCGCUCAAGGCGCUUCUCGCCGGCCACGCGACCACGGUCACGUCCAAGUACGACGACAUCCUCGAGGACCCGUCGAUCAACUGCGUGAUCGAGCUCAUGGGCGGCGUCACGGACGCAAAGGACGUGGUCUUCAAGGCGAUUGCGAAGAACAAGCACGUGAUCACGGCCAACAAGGCGCUCAUCGCCAACUUUAUGCCCGACCUUACGGCGCUCCUCGCCGCGCACCCGAGCGUGCGCUUUGGCUACGAAGCCUCGGUGUGCGGCGGCAUCCCGAUCAUCCACACGCUCCAGAGCUCGUACACGGGCGAUGGCAUCCAGGAGAUUGCCGGCAUCAUGAACGGCACGACCAACUACAUGCUCUCCAAGAUGGAGAAGGAAGGUGCGUCGUACGACGCGGUCCUCAAGGAGGCGCAGGACUUAGGGUUUGCCGAGGCGAAUCCGAGCGCCGACGUGGACGGCUACGACGUGCAGGCGAAGAUUGCGAUCCUCGCCAAGCUCGGCUUUGGCUGCCAUGUCGCGCCGGCGAGCAUCCCGACCACGGGCAUCACGCGCAUCAAGACGAUCGAUUUCGAGUACGCCAAGCUCAUGGGCGCCACGAUCAAGCUCCUCGGUAUCGCCAAGCAGUCGAGCGCCGACGCGAUCUCGGUGUUUGUGUCGCCUGUCGUUGUGCCCACGACCAACGUCAUUGGUACGGUCCACGGCGCGAGCAACAUUGUCAACAUCGUCUCGGCCAACUGCAUCAACGGCGCAUACGUGGGCCAGGGCGCCGGCCGCUUCCCGACUGCCAACUCGGUCGUCAACGACGUGGUGCGUCUCGCGCAGAGCGUCGUGCCGGUGCCGGCCUUUGGCAGCACCCGCAACGUCGCGAUCCAGAACGACUACGAAGGCCGGUUCUAUGUGCGCGUGCGCCUCGCGGACGGCCUCGGCAUUGUCCGCCUCAUUGGCACGCACGCCGAAGAGGCCGGUAUCUCGAUCGACUCGAUCCUGCAGCUCCCGAUCACGGACCGCAACAACGUCGAUACGGUCGUGACGACGGACCUCGCCAAGGUGUCGCAGGUCCAGCGCAUGUGCGACGCGCUCGCCACGCUGCCGUUCGUCCAGGAGAUCCCGCUCUUCCUUCCGAUCUUGUAAUACUACGAAGACGAUGUCUCUGACGUUUUUCACACUUUCCA